Molecule: messenger RNA, 408 nt
Organism: Sungouiella intermedia
Lineage: Eukaryota; Fungi; Ascomycota; Pichiomycetes; Serinales; Metschnikowiaceae
Source: the annotation of a GenBank genome assembly
AUGGCUAGAACCAAACAAACCGCAAGAAAGUCCACUGGUGGUAAGGCACCAAGAAAGCAGUUGGCCUCAAAGGCCGCUAGAAAGUCUGCCCCAUCUACUGGUGGUGUCAAGAAGCCUCACAGAUAUAAGCCAGGUACCGUUGCCUUGAGAGAAAUCAGAAGAUUCCAGAAGUCUACUGAACUUUUGAUCAGAAAGUUGCCAUUCCAGAGAUUGGUUAGAGAAAUCGCCCAGGACUUCAAGACUGACUUGAGAUUCCAGUCUUCUGCUAUUGGUGCUUUGCAGGAAUCCGUUGAGGCCUACUUGGUUUCCUUGUUUGAGGACACCAACUUGUGUGCCAUCCACGCCAAGAGAGUCACCAUCCAGAAGAAGGACAUUCAAUUGGCCAGAAGAUUGAGAGGCGAGAGAUCU